AUGUUACGUUCUUUGUUGUCACUGGGUCGGACCCCCGACUAUCUCUUCCCCAAGGUGGAUCCUACGCAGGACGGUCCUGACUGCCUCAAAGACUGCGCCGACUGCACAACGCAGUUCCCAGACAAAGUGAAAAUCGAAACUUCAAGACCAUUGUACGGCCACAUCAAAGAAUUCCACUCCCACGUCCUGGUCGCGACGGGGCGGUCCGAUUGGAAGGAGAAAGUCGGACAGGAGAAAGGGAGUCUGAUGGAGGCAUUUGAUGAAGGUUCAGCCAAAUCCAGACUCGGCCGCAUCAUGGUCUCGGCAUCAAAUAUCCAACCCCUAGACCACUCAGGCGACAAUUCGACCCCUACAACGGUACUCAUUCUCCCAGCAUUCACAUUCGUGGACUCUGUGUCACAAGCAGACGUCCCGGACUUGGUCAACCGAUACAUCGACAACUAUGACGAAAAGAUCGACAAAUCUAUUGUUACACCAGACGCAGGCAUGAACGCCCGCCCUUGCGAACUGGACUACGUGGUUCUACUGUGUUCGCACCGACGACGAGAUGCGCGCUGUGGAAUUACAGCGCCUCUUAUCAAACGUGAGCUCGAGCGCCAUCUUCGCCCCCUGGGUCUUGAUCGUGAUGCGGAUGAUUCACGGCCUGGUGGUGUUGGCAUUUUCUUUGUCUCGCAUGUUGGGGGCCACAAGUUUUCUGCUAAUGUGCUUGUUUAUCGGAAGAAGAAUCAGCAGAUGAUCUGGCUUGCGCGAGUAAAACCAGAACAUUGUGAGGGUCUAGUCAAGUAUACUAUUCUGGAGGGGAAGGUUGUCCAUCCUGAGUCACAGUUGAGGGGUGGGUUUGACAGGGUGCGGGGGCUGACGAGCUGGUGA
Molecule: messenger RNA, 870 nt
Organism: Penicillium atrosanguineum
Lineage: Eukaryota; Fungi; Ascomycota; Eurotiomycetes; Eurotiales; Aspergillaceae
Product: sucrase/ferredoxin-like domain-containing protein
Exons: 2
Coding region: 1-870 (289 amino acids)
Source: RefSeq, a predicted model, not a curated record